GUACGUUGCUUUGGAGUGACUCGCUGUUGGUCAGAGAUGGAUUUUCCGGAUGACUUCUUGCUGGCCGAGCUGAGUCACCUGCAGCUCUACAAUGACUCACUCUACCAGGACAACUUCAGCAGCCCUUACAACGACACCGACGCCCUGCUGCCUACGGGGGUGAAGGUCACCAUCGUGGUCGUCUACAUGAUCGUCUGCGUCAUCGGCCUGGUGGGAAACUUCCUGGUCAUGUAUGUGAUCAUAAGAUACACAAAGAUGAAAACGGCGACGAACAUCUACAUCUUUAACCUGGCUCUGGCUGACUCUCUCUUCCUGGCUACGUUACCGUUUCAGGGCACUGACGUGUUUCUGGGCUUCUGGCCUUUCGGUAACGCGCUGUGUAAAGCGGUGGUGUCCAUCGACUACUACAACAUGUUCACCAGCACCUUCACGCUGACGGUGAUGAGUAUGGAUCGAUACGUGGCCGUCUGCCAUCCCGUCAAGGCACUGGACAUGAGGACCCCUCACAAGGCCAAGGUGGUGAAUAUCUGCGUGUGGGUGCUGGCGUCAGCCUUUGGAGUUCCAGCCAUGGUGAUGGGAAAUGUGGAGGUGGAACUAGAGCACAAAAGUAUUGAGUGCAUUGUGGUUUUACCUGAACCUAAAAGCUACUGGGAUCCAGUCUUCGGCACCUGGGUCUUCCUCUUCUCCUUCCUCAUUCCUGUCGCCAUCAUCAGCAUAUGCUACAGCCUGAUGGUCAAGCGUCUGCGAAACGUUCGCAUCCUGUCUGGCUCCAAAGAGAAGGACCGUAACCUGCGGCGCAUCACCAGGAUGGUCCUGGUGGUGGUGGCAGCAUUUGUCGUCUGUUGGACCCCCAUCCAGAUCAUGGUCCUGGCUCAGGCGCUGGGCUUCAACCUGAGCAGCCUGUUCACACUGGUGUUAAUGCACUUCUGCAUCGCGCUGGGUUACGUCAACAGCAGCUUGAAUCCGGUCCUUUAUGCCUUCCUGGAUGAGAACUUCAAGCGCUGCUUCCGUGAGUUCUGCCAGCCAUCACCAUUCCGUCUUGAUACUCAGCAAUCGGGCAGGAUGAGGAGCAUCGCGAGGGAGGUGGCAGCGGCCUACAGCUGCAAGGCCGGAGAUGGCAGUGGGCCUGGGGGAGGCACGCCUAAUCCCGCAUGACUAGGCGUGGAACUCCCCUUGGGGGGUAUGGACCCCACACAGAGGGGAGAAACUCCAGGGACAGGGAACUCGAACACAGAGUUAACACAGAUCACUGCCCUCUAGCGGCACGAGCCCCCUCACCCCCCAGUGAGACGUCUGGCUUGGGGUGGGGGGGAGGAUGUAGACGAAGAUGGGAUUGAGGGGAAAAGAAUCUAAAAAU
Thalassophryne amazonica is the source of this 1357-nucleotide messenger RNA. It is a transcript of the gene oprl1, whose product is annotated as opiate receptor-like 1. Gene Ontology annotation, molecular function: nociceptin receptor activity; neuropeptide binding. Gene Ontology annotation, biological process: neuropeptide signaling pathway; sensory perception of pain. NCBI's taxonomy places the organism in Eukaryota, Metazoa, Chordata, Actinopteri, Batrachoidiformes, Batrachoididae. The record is from RefSeq and is a predicted model, not a curated record. The transcript is spliced from 5 exons. Gene Ontology annotation, cellular component: neuron projection; membrane. Bases 37 to 1155 code for a protein of 372 amino acids.